CAACUUCUGGGACGUCACGAACCUCGUUAUCGUCAUCUGUUGGUAUCGGGGCAUUUGUGUUGUUCGCAAAGUUGAUCUGCGACAACAUCUGUCGACUGCUCAGUUACAUAACAACCUAUCUUCUCCCCCCACCCAGGCUGCCAUGUCUGCGCCCCUCUCCCCUUUACCGUCCUCGCGCCAGAACUCGCAAGCCUUGUCGCCGGACUAUGCCAAUCCGACCACCAUGGAUGCCGAUGAGAUCGAUAUGGAUGCGUAUCUGGCAGCGGCCGAUGCGCAGGAAAACAUUCUCUCGAGCCCCCUGAAAGUGGUUGCUGAGGUUGCGGUCCAGGAAGAUCCGAGUCCUGAUGAUGCGUAUGAGGGGCACGAUCAGCUUGUUGAACAUGAAAAUGGAAAUGAAAAUGAUGAUUAUGCCAGCUCGCCACAAGUCGCCCCUAGCUCGCCCUUUCGGAUUGAUGCGAGAGAUGAAACGGUGGACUUUCAGAGGCUGCGAGCUCUCAAUCGGCAGGCCUCGGUAGGCCCAAGCGAACACUCUGCGACUCCCAGGAAGCGCUCCUAUGAACAUGCGCCCGACGAUCUCGACGAUGAGGAUGGUCCCGCGGAUAGACACAAGAAGGGGACUGGACCCAGAGGUGUUCCGGAGAUCACUGUCUACGACGAGGACUGCGAGAUCGCUGGGGAACAGAGAGCAUCAGAAGGUGCUGGCCCGGAAGUUGUCAAUAGUAUGAUGGAAGAGAAACAUAACGAAGGCAUGAGCACUGUUCUCCACGAAAAUGACAACGGUGGCAUGCAGGAAGAGCAGGAGGUUCUCGACUUGCACGACUUGCACGAAGAUGAUGUUAUGAUUGAAGACCCCAAUGAGUCCAUGGACGAGACUUGCCUGAGCACUUUCUCCGCGAUCCCGGAUAUGACUACGUUUGCACAACUACGAAGUGAUUCCCCGUUCAAAGUCAAGCGGCCUCUCCCGAGCAAUCCCGCCAGGCCAGAGGACUCUCUUCGUCAGAGCGUCGAACCGGCUACACCUACUACCGCGAGGAAAUCCCCAAGAAAGAGCACCCUGCUGAGUGAGUUCGGCACACCUAUGGCUUCUCCCACGCCUCGAAGGCGGGAAGUAAGAGACUCAAACGAGACGCCCAAUUUGCUCGACUUGACCGAUCAGCCCAACCUUUUCCCUCGUCACCGCUAUAGCGUACAGAAUGAGCGAUACUCCCCGUCCCGACGGUCACCGUUGCGAGCCGCUAGAGACCCAGCGCGGUCCCCUGGAAAGGUUUCACUCUUGGACUUCGACAUCCCCAGCGCUCCUACACCCCGGUCCAUCCCGACGGUAACACCUCGGGAGCUGGAAUCCUUGAAAUCCGGCUUUCUGUCGGAAAUCUCGUCUCUCAAGGCUACACUGAGUGGGAAGGAGGCAGAGGUUGCUAGUCUCAAGCAGGCGGUUGCAGAUGCGGAGCGGCGUGUUGGGGAGGCAUUGGAAGAGGUCCGUAACGAGAUCGCCCGCGUGGAGUCUCUGGAGAUCGAGCAAGCAGAAUGGCAGCGACGAGGCCAGGAAAUGGAAGCCGUACUUCGAAACGUGAGGGCCGAAAUUGUCGACGGCGAGCAGGAGAAAGACCGGUUGGUGAAGAAGGUGGAUGAAGUGGAGAAGGCCAAGGAGCAGUUGGAAGGUAAAGUGGUGGAAUUGGAGAGUCAAUUGGCUGCUGCGCUGCAGUCUGCGUCCACGGCAAGUGUGCCUUCGGGGAGCACUAUCCACACCAAGUCUCCCGAAGAAACUGCCAAGGAGGUGCAGGAUGCUGUUGAGAAAGUUGCACGUGAGCUUCACACGUUGUACAAGGGCAAGCACGAAACGAAAGUAGCUGCCUUGAAGAAGAGCUACGAGGCUCGCUGGGAAAAGCGCUUGCGCGAGGCUGAGAAUAAGUUGGCGACUGCCAACGAAGAAAACGAGCGCCUGAGAACGGAGCGGGAUGCGACUGUGCCAGAAGCUCCGCGUAUCGACACCAGCCUGAUUUCCCAAGAACGCGAUGAACACGAGGCAGAGAAACGCGUGCUAGAGGCGCAGAUCAAAGGCCUGCAGCAAGAAAUGGCAGCUCUCAAGAACGACAGCGAGAAUUUGCGCACUGAAUUGAAACAGGAGCGAGCAGAAAAAGGCGAUCUGGUGGCCGCCGUGGAUGAAUGGUUGUCUAUUCAGCAGAAUCAACCACCGGCGCCUAGCGCCUCCCAGUCCUCUCCAGAUCAAGAGAUCGAGUCGCCAGAGCCGGUGCCGGCCGCAACAGAAGCGUCCUCCGAGAACUUCCAGCGGAGUGUUAGCCAUUCCAGCACCUCGAGCGGCAUUCGCCCCCCGAGCACGACCUCCGCCCCUGGCGAGAAGAAAAUCUCCAAGAUAAGAGCCCCUGGGCAACAUCUUCGGGGGACCAGCGGCGGCAAGUCCGGGAUUGCAGUCUUCGGGCCCGGCCGCAGCGGCAUCAUGGGGUCCAUUGAACGAAUGGGCCGUGGUGGUGCUUAACGGAUGCAGAGGGAUUUUGUGUUUUAUUUUGUCUAUUUUCCUUCCUUUUAACCUUUCCUGGUGGCCCUUGUUUCUGUUGCCCCAACGUACCGGUAGUUACUUGUUUGCUGUAUAUUGGUUUGGCUGUUGGCUGGGCACAUAUUUCU
Aspergillus heteromorphus CBS 117.55 is the source of this 2640-nucleotide messenger RNA. RefSeq lists its product as uncharacterized. The transcript has a single exon. Gene Ontology annotation, biological process: mitotic spindle organization; cell population proliferation. Bases 143 to 2494 code for a protein of 783 amino acids. The record is from RefSeq and is a predicted model, not a curated record. Gene Ontology annotation, cellular component: cytoplasm. Lineage: Eukaryota; Fungi; Ascomycota; Eurotiomycetes; Eurotiales; Aspergillaceae.